Cyprinodon variegatus (sheepshead minnow) is the source of this 2945-nucleotide messenger RNA. RefSeq names its product carbonic anhydrase VA, mitochondrial (gene ca5a). Gene Ontology annotation, molecular function: carbonate dehydratase activity; zinc ion binding. Bases 667 to 1491 code for a protein of 274 amino acids. The transcript has 7 exons. The record is from RefSeq and is a predicted model, not a curated record. Gene Ontology annotation, cellular component: cytoplasm; mitochondrion. Lineage: Eukaryota; Metazoa; Chordata; Actinopteri; Cyprinodontiformes; Cyprinodontidae.
UAUUAACGAAAUAAACUGAUCAAAGAGCUUAGAACAAUGCAGUGUUUGAGCAGAAAGGGCUGUGAAAGCAGCUAUUGUGUGACUUGGAAACAACAGGAGGAGGAGCCUGUGUAAUCUGAAGAUGAAGGUCAGCUCCCAGUCAGACCUGUUCGGCUUGGUCCUCAGUAGAGACUUUAAACCUUCAGCUGAGUCAAUGAAGGGGAAACCAGCUUGUUCUGCCUGAUUCUUUUGGUUUGGUUGACAAAGGAUGUUUUUUUUUCUUUAAGUACAAUAGAUACAGUUUUCCUCCUUAAUUGGACUGUUCUCUGUACCUGAAGGAGAAACGGGAUACUCUGGAAAGCAAAUAGAGUUUGGGGUAAUUAGGAGUCAGAACCACUGACAGACGUUGACCUGCCAGAGGUCCUGGUCUGUUUCCCCUGCUGUGGAGUGGAGCUGGGGGAAUGCCAGGACAUUCCGAAAGUCUCUUUCUGUACAGCCGGCCCACUUCUCUCUUUUUUAGUAGUUUCCUUUAAAAAAAAGAGGAGUAGAAGGAAGCACCAUUGCUUCCUGACUCAUUUUGUCCUUUUAGUUCCUCCUUAAGAAACGAAGGACUGGAUCUUUGUAGCGCUGCCUCAUUGUAGAUUAUAUAUGUUGUUUUUUGUGAAGCACCUUUGAUCUGUUUUAAAAAUGGACUGUCUGAAAAAGCAGGAGGAGGCAGAGCACAACAGAGAAAUGCAUCCCAUGUGGCAGGGACCCCUCGUGGUACCAGGAGGCGAUCAUCAGUCUCCCAUCGAUAUUGCAGUGAGAAAAACGGUCUUUGAUUCGGAGCUGAAACCUCUGGUGACGAGCUACGACCCAGAGACCUGCCAGCAAAUCUGGAAUAAUGGUUAUUCCUUUCUGGUCGAAUAUGACGACACCACAAACAAGAACACACUGAAGGGGGGUCCCUUACGGGACGAGUUUAGGCUGUGUCAGUUCCAUUUCCACUGGGGUGAGACCAACGACUGGGGCUCAGAGCACACUGUGGACCGAAGGCUGUUUCCUGCAGAGCUCCACUUGGUCCACUGGAACUCUGACAGGUACUCUCUGUUCGAGGAGGCGGUGAUGGAGAAAAACGGACUCGCCGUCAUAGGAAUUUUUCUGAAGGUGGGAAAAAGACACGAGGGGCUGCAGAAGCUGGUCGACGCUCUUCCAAGUAUCAGACACAAGGACAGCGUUGUAGAGUUCAGGCGGUUCGAUCCAGGUUGUCUGCUGCCAUCCAACAUCGAUGACUACUGGACAUACCACGGCUCUCUGACCACCCCUCCUCUGACUGAAUCUGUCACCUGGAUCGUCAUGAAGCAGCACAUAGAAGUCAGCCAUGACCAGCUGGCGGUCUUCAGGAGCCUCCUGUUCACCUCAGCUGAGGAGGACGUUCAGAAGAGCAUGGUGAAUAACUUCCGGGUGCAGCAGCCUCUGCAGGGUCGCACCGUCCGCUCCUCCUUCACUCCGUUCCUGCAGGAGGCGCCAUAAGCUAGAGACGACAAGCAGAGCCUCCGAAGCUGCUGGACUGAUUAACAACAUGCUGGUGCUUAACAGAGACUAAGGAAACUUUUAAUGUUCAGCUGCCUCUGAGCGCUUCAUGCUGUUUUUAUUCAAGUACAAUCAUCAUAUGUUUUAUUUUGAUAAUGAACAGUUUUACACAUGAUGAAAAAAAACCUUUUUAGAGAUUUAUCUUUGCUCAGUUUUUGGUUUGACCGCUUCAGAGCAGUUAUCAAUAAGGGAAUAAGGGUCACCAAAGGGGGUUUUAUUCACUAAAAAUAUUUUAUGAAUUUUAUUACCUUAAGUUUUAUUUAAUAUACACUUUCUUGGGUUUGUUUCAGCCUCUACUUGGAGUCAAAUUGAGCUGCAGCUGGUCUGAGCUGCUGUCUGUUUACAGUGAAAUGCCCUGGAGAUUUUUACAAAUAACUUUUACAGAAAUGUGCAUAAUUAUCAAAACAAUUGUUUUACUGGAUGUUUUCUUCAUCUGUUACAAAGAGAUUAUACUGAAUACGUAUGAAAUUAAUUUUCAACAAGCUUUUUUAUUUUUUUUAACCUUAGCCUUUGUUACUAAGACGCACAAACAUGUAAAGUUACAGCAGCAUAAGCACAUAAUAGGAAAACACUGAGGAGGAGAUGUACGGGGGAACAGGGUAUGCAAUGCUACACGACUUACAGACUGACAGUGAUGCUUUGCCUUGAACAGAAGAAAAGGAGUGAUGAUGCCUUCUUCUACCUUCAUCUACCUUUAGUUCAUCUACCAUUAGAAUAGGUAGAUGAACUCCACAGGGGCCACAGCAGGUUGUGUUUGGUUGUUUUUUAAUCUAUUUACGCAUUAAGCUAACAGAGUGAAGGGACCCUGGGCUGCUUUUAUACUGAAAUAUCGCACCAGCGUCUUCUCAUUUAACUUACUUUUUUUUUUUGCCUUAUUCAUCGUCACUCUGUUACUAUUACUUUUAAAAUGCUGAUCUUCAGUUGUUUUGUCUAAGUGGCCUUUUCUGUCUCACUUGCAGAGAGUGGUUUACUUCUUUCAUAGUUGCAUCUCUAAGACAUUUUAGGUGCAUCACUACCUGAUUGGUGUUGUUUGCCUUUCUGAUUGUGAUAUAACUGAAUGUGAGCAUCCUCUGCAGCCCACUGGGAUGUUUGAGCAGCUGUACAUUGUUUUUAUUGUAAUUGUGAGCAGUGCAUAUUUUGGCUGUUUAUUUGUCCAAUGCUCAGCCUACAUUCCUGCCCCCUGGUGUCCCGCUGGGCUCCUCCCCUCGUCCCAGCAUGCCUUGCUCCACCUGCAUGGUUUCUUUUAGAUUCCCAUCCGGCCGUGGAGCCGGGAUAAAUGCUGUUCCUCUGAAAAAGAGAGGAAAACAACCUGUUAAAUGUCCCUGAUGUACCUUUUGAUUUUAUAGAAACUAACAGUAAUGUCCAAUGUUAAACAAUAAAGUAAUAUAUCAAGA